This is a messenger RNA of Macrosteles quadrilineatus (aster leafhopper), 2465 nucleotides long. RefSeq names its product WD40 repeat-containing protein SMU1 (gene Smu1). Bases 304 to 1836 code for a protein of 510 amino acids. NCBI's taxonomy places the organism in Eukaryota, Metazoa, Arthropoda, Insecta, Hemiptera, Cicadellidae. The transcript has a single exon. Gene Ontology annotation, biological process: mRNA splicing, via spliceosome. Gene Ontology annotation, molecular function: protein binding. Gene Ontology annotation, cellular component: precatalytic spliceosome. The record is from RefSeq and is a predicted model, not a curated record.
GUUGCUUGCUUGGUUUCUACUAAGUUUACUUCUAGUUUUGUUGAUCUUGCUCAGUUGUACAAUAAUUAAUUACCAGUAUUCAUUUGCCGAUUUACCCUGUGUUUGGUUAUCACAUGUUGUGUUAAUUAAUAGCCUCGUGAAUAAUGGUUUCAUCGUGAAGAAUAGAGAGAGACUCGUAUAAACUAGUGACAGGCGGUUUGUAACUUUAGUAGUCCGACUGUCUACUAUCAACUCAAAGUUUGAACAUCAGUAGGAUAAGUUGGUGAUUUCUUAUUUAAGCUUUAAAAACUAUUGUCCUCUGCUAUGUCUAUCGAAAUAGAAUCAGCUGAUGUCGUUCGUUUAAUUCAACAAUAUUUAAAGGAGUCGAAUCUUACACGAACACUUCAAACAUUACAAGAAGAAACUGGUGUCUCACUCAAUACUGUUGACAGUGUUGACAGUUUUGUCUCAGAUAUAAACAAUGGUCAUUGGGACACAGUUUUAAAAGCAGUUCAAUCAUUGAAACUACCAGAUAAAAAGCUUAUUGAUCUUUAUGAACAGGUUGUUUUGGAACUAAUAGAGUUAAGGGAACUAGGAGCGGCUAGGUCCCUACUCAGACAAACAGAUCCUAUGAUUGUCCUAAAGCAGCAAGAAUCUGAGCGAUAUCUUCACCUAGAAAAUUUGUUGGCUAGAUCUUAUUUUGAUCCUCGAGAAGCUUAUCCUGAAGGCCAAAGCAAAGAAAAACGCAGGGCAGCAAUUGCACAGUCAUUAUCUGGUGAAGUGUCAGUAGUACCAUCCAGUCGAUUAUUAGCUUUGUUGGGCCAAGCACUCAAAUGGCAGCAACAUCAGGGACUACUCCCCCCUGGCACAACUAUUGAUUUGUUUAGAGGUAAAGCCGCUGUCCGAGAACAAGACGAGGAGAAAUGUCCCACCCAACUGUCAAAGCAGAUUAAAUUUGGUGUCAAGUCACACAUUGAAAGUGCCAAGUUUUCACCAGAUGGUCAGUUCUUAGUAACAGGAAGUGUAGAUGGAUUCAUUGAAGUGUGGAACUUUACAACUGGCAAGAUCAGAAAGGAUUUGAAAUACCAAGCUCAAGACAAUUUCAUGAUGAUGGAGGAGGCGGUGUUAUGCUUAUCAUUCAGUCGGGAUUCCGAGAUGUUGGUUUCAGGUGCUCAAGAUGGGAAGAUCAAAGUCUGGAAAAUAAUUACUGGCCAGUGUCUACGCAAAUUUGAAAAAGCCCAUUCUAAAGGUGUAACUUGUCUGCAGUUUUCCCGAGACAAUAGCCAAAUACUAAGCGCAUCUUUUGAUACUACAAUUAAAAUCCAUGGCUUAAAGUCUGGUAAAACUCUAAAGGAGUUUCGUGGACAUAGUUCAUUUGUCAAUGAAGUCAUUUUCAGCGGAGAUGGUCACAGCCUUCUUAGCGCAAGCAGUGAUGGAACGGUGAAGGUUUGGAGUAUAAAAUCCACCGAGUGUACUAGCACCUUUAAGUCGCUAGGAGCUGCGGAUAUUGCUGUAAAUAGUAUCCAUCUGUUGCCUAAAAAUCAAGAACAUUUUGUUGUAUGCAACAGAACUGAUACUGUUGUAAUCAUGAAUAUGCAAGGACAGAUUGUACGAUCAUUUUCAAGUGGUAAGCGAGAAGGUGGUGAUUUUGUUUGCUGCAGUCUCUCUCCUCGUGGAGAGUGGAUCUAUUGUGUGGGUGAAGACAUGGUGCUCUACUGCUUCUCUAUCUCUUCAGGAAAGUUGGAAAGGACUCUAAAUGUUCAUGAAAAAGAUGUCAUUGGCGUUUCACACCAUCCUCACCAAAACCUGCUUUGCACAUACAGUGAAGACGGGCUGUUGAGACUUUGGAAACCUUAAGUUAAGUUAGGUAUUUUUUUUUUGUUGAGUUAUUUGACUGCCUGACAGCGUUUUUGAGGUAAAAAUGGAUAGACCUCCCUACUUUUUUAUUUCAAUUACCGUAAACCUUAGUAGGCCUAUCAUGCAGUUGGACACUGCCCCAAUUCACACAAGCUUUUAGGGCUAAUUUCCUUAUUUGUAUCUACCUAUUUUUGUGUUUUUGGGAGGUUUAUUUAAGAUGGUUUUGUGCAUUAAGUAUAAAGGUAAAACACUGUUGUUAGGCCUAACUUACUUGAGGUUCAUAGGAAAAUGUUUCUUAAGCACAAUUAGGCUAGUUUUUAGCCUAAUUUAUUAUUUUUUUCCUUUUUAAUUUGCCAAUCUGCAUUUUUAUUUGAAAGGUUAUUUAAUCUUACUAGUAGGUAACUUAUCCUAUUCAGAUAUUUUGUUUGUUUUGUUGGUAAUCAACCUAGAAAUAUUUUCCAUCUGCUGAUUUAGCCUAGUUUUCAAAGAUUACCUUAUCCAAUUAAUUGUACACUUUAAAGGCAAACCCAAUAGAGUCAAUUUUGUGUUAAUUUGUGUAUUAUGUAAGUUACUUGGACUAGUGUUGAAUUCAGAACCAACAAAGAUUUCAAAUAAAUGCAGUGUUUUAA